AUGGCUUGGGCUGCCGGUUGUCCAUGGCAACGCAAGGGGCGGGGCGAGAACCGGAAGUUGGGCGCCGUGGGAGGAAAAGGGCGUCGGUCUACAGAGGUGCGCGUGCGCAGUAUGUCCGGGGACCAAGAUGCAGAGGAGGGGCUGGCCGCUGUCACAGCCCAGGUGCCCGCCUCCGCCUGGCUCCGCCCAGGCCUCGGAAAGGUGAGACCGUGGGCGGGGCUGGCUGUUGGGGGUCGGCAGGACGUGGUGACUAUAUUGGCCCGCCAGACCGUCCCACACCUGCCGCCCUCGAUGGGUCCUCUACCUCCCUGCCCACCAAUAAUGCUGCUUCUGCUUCUGCUGGGACCUGGACCUGAAGCCAGCCAGGUCCCCAGGAGGCCACAUGUGUACAGACGUGGGAUCCUGGAACUGGCGGGGACCGUGGGUUGUGUCGGAUCCCGUUCACCCAUAGCUUACAUGAAUUAUGGCUGCUUUUGUGGUCUGGGUGGCAGCGGCCAGCCUCGUGAUGACGUUGACUGGUGCUGCCGUCGUCACGACUGCUGCUACUUCCGAGCUGAAGAGGCCGGUUGCAGCCCCAAGACGGAGCGCUACUCCUGGCAGUGUGUCAACCAGACCAUCCAGUGUGGACCAGCAGAGAACGAAUGCCAAAAACUCAUGUGCCAGUGUGACGAGGAGAUUGCUUACUGCCUCGCCAAGGCUGAGUACCACAUAAAGUACCUCUUCUACCCCCACUUUCUAUGUGAGGCAGACUCGCCCAAGUGUGACUGACUGGGCGGACUUUGAUGUGUUCAUUUGCACAAGCAAAUAAAAUUCCUUUUCACUACUGAACAAUGGCAGUCAGUUUUCUGCAGGAGGCAACUGAGGCCAAGCGAUAAAGUGGAGAAAGCCUUGUGUUUGCUUUCUCUCUUCAUCUGGGAACUCAGGACUGGAGCUGAUUAGGUUCCAGUUUGAUGAAGGGCAAAAAAGUCCUGGGCUUAUGUUGUAAAAUGACAGCUGUGCUGAGCUUGGUAUCAUUUAGGGGAUUCAAAGUGGAACCCUCUUGUGGAA
This is a messenger RNA of Castor canadensis (American beaver), 1047 nucleotides long. Its product is annotated as group 10 secretory phospholipase A2. Gene Ontology annotation, molecular function: calcium ion binding; phospholipid binding. The record is from RefSeq and is a predicted model, not a curated record. Lineage: Eukaryota; Metazoa; Chordata; Mammalia; Rodentia; Castoridae. Gene Ontology annotation, biological process: arachidonate secretion; phospholipid metabolic process; lipid catabolic process.